This is a messenger RNA of Corythoichthys intestinalis (scribbled pipefish), 4289 nucleotides long. RefSeq names its product Rho GTPase activating protein 24 (gene arhgap24). The record is from RefSeq and is a predicted model, not a curated record. The transcript is spliced from 10 exons. The coding region runs from base 593 to 2905 and encodes 770 amino acids. Lineage: Eukaryota; Metazoa; Chordata; Actinopteri; Syngnathiformes; Syngnathidae. Gene Ontology annotation, biological process: wound healing, spreading of epidermal cells; activation of GTPase activity; signal transduction. Gene Ontology annotation, molecular function: GTPase activator activity. Gene Ontology annotation, cellular component: focal adhesion.
GCCGCAACCCCCAAACCGACAAAACACACCGCAGUACCCCAACGGCCCACCAGGGCCAGGGCAAGACAGGGCUCUCGCCCGGAGUUGGCGACUACCUGUCCACCCACUGGCACUCAUCCAGCUUCCCGCGUCGUAUUCAAGGACAUUUUGAAUGCUCAGAGUCAUAAAUAAUACUUGUUGUACAAUUGAUUUAUGUCAGGUAUGAGACGGAAGAACCAGUUGCGUAUCGCAAACACAGGAUUGAUGUUGGCAGGCAAAGAAAACAAUCAGGUCAAGUGCUAAUGGGCAGUCGACAUGCAGGAGUGUGCUGAAUCGCUGACGACCUGACACUGAAUGAUAUGUGUCCGCACCUUAUAUACACAGCUGGCAACUGUCAUGUUUUUGUUGUCAGUUGUUCUUUGUGACAUGAUUGUGUGCUCAGUUGUUCUUUGUGACGCUUUAAGGAGCACACUGUCUUUGUGACGCAUGACUGUGAUGGAAUAUACUGAAAAUUAGUAGAGUGUGCCAGGCACAUGACAAUUUAGCUGGCAAGCUAAGAAAAAUCAAGGAUUUAAGAAAUAUUCCACAUCAUAAACAGGUUUGAAUUGCCGUGAUGGACGAGCAGUCCCACGGCAGUCCCCAGCACAGCGGGUGUCUGUCCGACGCGGAUCCCCACCAUGGGAGGCAGGGUGUCAUCAGGUGUGGGUGGCUAAGGAAGCAAGGUGGUUUCGUCAAGACGUGGCACAGCCGCUGGUUUGUCCUGCGAGGAGACCAGCUCUUCUAUUACAAGGAUGAGGACGAGAGCAAAUCCCUGGGAGCCAUUUUCCUACCCGGCAACAAAGUUAUAGAGCAUCCAAGCAGCGGCGAUGAAGCGGGAAAAUAUCUCUUUGAGGUCAUUCCAGGGGGAGACAGAGAGCGGAUGACAGCCAACCAUGAGACCUACCUACUUAUGGCCAGCACCCAGAAUGACAUGGAGGAUUGGGUGAAGACCAUCCGCAGGGUCAUAUGGGCACCUUUUGGUGGAGGGAUCUUUGGCCAGAAGCUGGAGGAAACGGUACGGUACGAGCGUCGUUACGGGAACAAAAUGGCACCAAUGCUGGUGGAGCAGUGUGCGGAUUUUAUCCGCCAGCGAGGGCUUUGUGAAGAAGGUCUCUUCAGACUGCCUGGACAGGCCAAUCUGGUUAAAGAGCUGCAGGAGGCGUUUGACUGCGGAGAGAAACCCCUGUUUGACUGUAACACAGAUGUGCACACAGUAGCGUCACUGCUAAAGCUGUAUCUCCGAGAACUACCCGAGCCCGUCGUCCCUUUCCACAAGUACGACGACUUCCUGGCCUGCACCAAGCUGCUCGGCAAGGAUGAUGAGACAGGGAUGAAGGAGCUGAAGAAGCUUGUGGAGGGUCUACCACCGGUCAACUAUAACCUUCUGAAGUACAUCUGCAGAUUUCUUGAUGAAGUCCAGUCAUACUCCGGAGUGAAUAAAAUGAGCGUGCAGAACUUAGCCACGGUGUUUGGACCGAAUAUCCUCAGGCCAAAAGUGGAGGAUCCCGUCGCCAUCAUGGAAGGAACCGCCCUUGUCCAGCAGCUCAUGGCCGUUCUGAUCGGCCGGCACGACAUCCUCUUCCCUCGGGACGAGGAAUGUUUGGCCGGCCGGCUGGAGCUCGCCAACAACAACGUGGACUUGCCCCGUCGAGCUGCGGUUCAGAACGCCGAGAACAACAACGUCCAGACGGUGCGUCAGUGCGUUUGGGAGGCGGCGGAUGACGACCGAGGAUCCCCGCGCUCCGCCAGCCCUCGGAACAUUCCGGGACACUUGGACAAAAGCCGGAGCCCUCCGCUCAUGGUUAAAAAGAACCCCGCGUUCAGUAAAGGAAGCGGGAUCGUGACUAACGGCUCCUUCAGCUCCUCGCCUCCGUCUUCCGAUCCGAACCAGGACAAGUAUCAGAUUUUGCUGAGUGGCGGGAGCUUACCCGGGCGCCGAAAUGGGACUCUGAAGGGCACAAAAAUGGGCACAAGCGGCAUUCCGGGAGGAGGCAACGCCAACGGGGUUCUUCGCAUGGGAGUCUCCGGCUCUGAGGCGGUUGCGGCGGUCCUCAACGGUCGAGGUGGUCUUUGGGUACCUAACGGAUGCGUCACGUUACGGGAGGCAAAUAAAAGCCUGUGCGACUAUCCUAACGGGGAUCAACUAUGCAACCAGAACCGUCUGUCCACAUACGACAACGUACACUUGAACCAUCAGAACCUGCAGCAACACAACCACGUGAAUCACGUGGCGUGUCUCAGCAGUAGUUGCGAGGACAAGCAGAGCGUGGAUAGUGCCACCUGGUCCACGUCCUCUUGCGAGAUUUCCCUGCCAGAGAACUCCACCUCCUGUCGCUCCUCCACCACUACCUGUCCCGAACAGGACUUCUAUGGUUGCCACUACCAGGACGUGGAUGCGCCCAACCAGGAGGGCGCCGGUGGCGGCGCCGUGGACGAAGGACAGGAUAGCGGCAGGGAGGCGACGGGAGGGGACGGGUCGGCGAGGAAUGGCAGCGAGCAGUGUGCCAAGUACGGUGGAACUGGAGGACACAGUGCGCUGCACAGCCUGGUGGCCAGUCUCAAGCAUGAGAUGCUCAAGCAAAAGGCGGACUAUGAGGCCAGGAUAAAGAGCUUGGAGCAACGCAACCUGGACUUGGAGUCAGAGAUGGUGAGCCUGCACGAGGAGCUAGACCAGGAGCGCAAGAAGUACACCAUGGCCGAGAUAAAGCUGCGCAAUGCAGAGCGUGCAAAGGAUGACGCCGAGCGCCGCAAUAACAUGCUUCAAAAGGAGAUGGAGCAGUUCUUUUCCACUUUCAGCGACCUCACCAUCGGCGGGGGCAACUCCACGUCUGCUGCCACUGUGGACACCCGCCGGCCUGAUCGUAGCAACCCUAUCUGGAUACAGUGAAGGGGGGGGGCAAACACCCGGGAGUUUUUUGUGACGGCGCCAAGCGGGAUUUGGCUGCCGGUUAUGUUGAACUUUGAGAGCUCUUAUGAAACGAUAAGGAGCUAGCAAAGAAGCUAAAAAAAAUCUCAAGUACUGGCAGCUCCAGCUAGCUUCGGCCUAGCUUGUUCUUAGCCUCAUUAUUAGCUUAGCAUUCUGAGCUACCAAAAUUUACAAGAACUGGGUUUUUACUACUGCUAGUUUUCAUUGUGAAAUCUAGAAAAUGGCUAAAACUGCAAAAAAUAAGUAAUUGGCUGCCAUUGAUAUUGAAAGACGAACCAGAGUUGCUUUAAAAAUUUGCAGUUUUUACAUUAACCACACUGAAAUCAAAUGACCAUUUAAAACACCGAAACCAAGGAAAUAGAUCAACAACCUUCCUACUGUCGGCUUUAAUGUUAAUUCAUAAAUUACCAUUGGCUGCCAUUGAUGACGAUAGAUGUCCAAAUGGUAGCGAUCAAAUGGAAUGGACGUCUAUCGCCGUCAAUGGAAUUGAAUCAUGAUCUUUCAGUUCCAGACAUCUCACUUCAAAUUUGAUGUUUAUCGAUGUCAUUGCCAGUGAAGAGUUAACGCUCUUGUGCGUUAUAGUUAACAGAAUUUCAGAUGUCAUAGUGAAAAUUUUACUGAAAAACCUAGCACAACGUUACCUGGGGUGACGUCAGGGUGAGACUUUAUGUAAAUAGAACGUUAUUUAAAAACUCCAAAGACUGUGUCAUGCUACGUACAAAACCAUCGGUCCUUGCUAAUAAGGAUCUGCCAAAAGUGUGGUAAAACACACAUCUUAUCUAAAAAAAAAAGAGACAUAAAAGUUUAAUUGUGCUAUUUAAAUGUACAGAAAUGUUCACACUGUAUAUGUGCUUGCACUUACUUCUAUGUUCUUGUCGGUGCGCAAUGGGUUCAUGACCAAAAAAAUUACCCAAACAGCUAACGUGUAGCAAGUGUCGAUGCAAUAUCAAAUGGACUUAUUUUAUUAAUGUGUUCAACCAAAUAAACUCGGUACUAGUUGGUCAUUUUAAUACCUGCUGCUGGUCAUUGCAGGUGCUACAGAUGUGUCCCGAUGCUAGGUGGCCACAUGCUAGUUAGCAUUGCUAUGUUCUGUAUAUAGGCCUACCGCAUUCGCCUACAUUAAACGCCGUGCCCCGAUUAAUCACCGGGUGCGUCAUUGAGUUAUUUUCUCCAUCAAACAGCCUUGUUUGGAAUUGUGUUUCAUAUCAAGACCUCACCUGAAGACUUUUUAACAGUGGGAGGCAAAAGACUGACUACUGUGGAAUAAUCCACACGUGAUACUUGAUACUCAAAGAAGUGAUUAUUGUACAAAUGAUAAAUAUAAAUAAAUAUACAUUAAACAAAA